CAUAUUAGAUAUGACCGAAUCCUUGAACAAUACUCAUCUUUAGUAUUUCUUGAAGCAAUAAGUUUUUUUUUUGGCAUGAUUCUUCCACAUAUUAUUUGCUGGUUGAGUAAAAUGAGAUCAUCAAGAACCCAAAGUGUUCAUUUCCUAAUUUUUUUUAUCUUCUCUUGUCAUAAUACUAAUUGUCACAUUUUGAGUACUGAAAUCACAUUUAAACACACUUGAUUAUUCUCACUCUCUCAAUCCUAAAACAUGAAACCUUCAUCACCAAUGUCCUUCACUUCUUCUUCUUCUUCUUCUUCACUUCCACGCAAAACUCGUCUCUCUCCUUACCUCUUCACACUCUUAGCCUUCAUCCUCUUUGUAUGUGUUCUCUAUGGUGAAGACUUCAUGUGCAUAUUCGGCCAGCUUGAACCCACUUUUGCCUUCCAACCUUCUCCAACACCUAAUAACAAGAAAGCAGAGAAGCUUGCGUUUGCUAUUGGCAAAACAGAGGAAAACUGUGACGUGUUUAGUGGCAAAUGGGUGAGAGAUGAAGCUUCCCGACCACAGUACGAGGAAUGGGAGUGCCCGUACAUUCAACCUCAGCUUACAUGUCAAGAACGCGGCCGUCCCGACAAAGAUUACCAGUUCUGGCGGUGGCAACCCAAUCACUGCGACCUUCCCUCAUUCAACACCACGUUGAUGUUGGAAACACUGAGAGGGAAGAGGAUGAUGUACGUUGGAGACUCGUUAAACCGUGGAAUGUUUGUAUCAAUGAUCUGUCUUCUUCAUCGAGUCAUCCCUGAUGAUCAAAAAUCCAUUAAAACUUCUGGUUCCCUCACUGUCUUCACUGCCAAGGAGUAUAACGCGACGAUAGAGUUCUAUUGGGCACCGUUUCUUCUAGAAUCCAACUCAGAUGAUGCUAUUGUCCAUAGAAUAUCAGAUAGGGUUGUGAGGAAAGGGUCAAUCAACAAACACGGUCGUCAUUGGAAAAACGUUGAUAUAAUCGUCUUCAACACUUAUCUAUGGUGGAUGACUGGCUUGAAGAUGAAGAUACUGCAAGGAUCAUUUGAAGAUGAAGAGAAGGUUAUCACAGAGGUUUCUACUGAAGAUGCGUACAGGAUGGGGAUGAAGAGCAUGUUGAGAUGGGUGAAGAACAAUAUGGAUCGUAAGAAAACUAGGGUUUUUUUCACAAGCAUGUCUCCAACACAUGCCAAGGGAAUAGAUUGGGGAGGUGAGCCGGGACAGAACUGCUAUAAUCAGACAACACUGAUAGAAGAUCCAACGUACUGGGGAUCAGAUUGUCGGAAAAGCAUAAUGAAAGUGAUUGGAGAAGUGUUUGAGAGAUCGAAAACACCGAUAACGUUACUGAACAUAACGCAGAUGUCGGCCUAUAGGAAAGAUGCGCACACGUCGAUAUACAAGAAGCAGUGGAGUCCACUUACGCCGGAGCAGCUAGAGAAUCCUACGAGCUAUGCGGAUUGUGUUCACUGGUGCUUGCCUGGCCUUCAAGAUACUUGGAACGAGCUUCUCUUUGCUAAACUUUUCUAUCCUUGAGAAGCAAGUAAAAAUGUCCUACGUCUGAAGAAAGAUACCGUUUUGUUUUUGUCUUUUAGUGUGGAAAGAGGCCUUGUCGAGAACUUGUAAAAUGUAGUCAUUGAAUUUGUAUUGACAAAAAGGGUAUUGACUCGA
Molecule: messenger RNA, 1671 nt
Organism: Brassica oleracea var. oleracea
Lineage: Eukaryota; Viridiplantae; Streptophyta; Magnoliopsida; Brassicales; Brassicaceae
Product: protein trichome birefringence-like 33
Exons: 6
Coding region: 250-1536 (428 amino acids)
Cellular component (GO): Golgi apparatus
Molecular function (GO): O-acetyltransferase activity
Source: RefSeq, a predicted model, not a curated record